Ogataea philodendri is the source of this 2835-nucleotide messenger RNA. RefSeq lists its product as uncharacterized. The coding region runs from base 1 to 2835 and encodes 944 amino acids. The record is from RefSeq and is a predicted model, not a curated record. The transcript has a single exon. Gene Ontology annotation, cellular component: cellular bud neck contractile ring. NCBI's taxonomy places the organism in Eukaryota, Fungi, Ascomycota, Pichiomycetes, Pichiales, Pichiaceae. Gene Ontology annotation, biological process: axial cellular bud site selection; protein localization to bud neck. Gene Ontology annotation, molecular function: GTP binding.
AUGACUAGUACGAGCGACAUUUUCAAACUGGCAAACCAAUCGGUCGACGAGCUGCUCAGAGAAAUCAGCAAGGACACCGCAGACCACCGCAGUGUGCCGUCUUCCCCCACCACAGAACCCUUGAAAAUCGAAGACGUAAACAAACACGACAACGACAGUAUAAUGAGCGAGUCUUUCCAAGGCCCUGUUGUUCCUGCUUUUAAUGGACUGCGUGCCCUUGACCAGUCGCCUAUUAAGAAGUCGUCGGUGGUAGCCUUUGAGCCGCAAGUGAUCACUAUUGGCAACGACGAGCUAUUUGACAGACCGUUGCCUUUGCUCAAGCCGUCCGAGUCGGACUAUUCCGUGAAAUCGAUGCCUAAUUUACCCUCCAGCUCUAUAAAUCUCUUGGACUCGCCAUCGGCGCACUCGAACAACUCGCAGGACUCCGAGAGAACCAUCGCUGUUGACGAGAAACGGUCAGCCACCAAAAACCUGCAAAAACUGCUUUCUGCAGAGGAGGAGUCUGCUGCGGCGCCGGUGGGGCUUGCUAUUCAGAAAACCAGAGGAGCCGAGCCGACCGCCGAGACCAGGUCGCGCCACGUGUCGCUGCAGAGCACGGCCACCUCGCUCAACGAGUCGGACUUUGUUUCUGCAGACGAAGGUAAUUCCAGCGACUUUGAGCCAGAGACAGUGGACAGCGACGCCACAGUUGAGAUGGACGAAAACGCCAACGACACAACCGCCAAUGACACGGUGCAGUCUGUUUCUGCGUCGUUCGACGACGACCCGUACAAGUCGUUCGAGGUGCCGGAGGCCAGAAACGUGAGCAGCUCCAGCAGAGAAACUGCCACCGAAAAAAAACGUGUUUCGUCGGCAGAGUCGGCGGGCAAGAACGACAUCCUGGCCAUCUGGUCGAGCCAGGAGGACUACCAGAAGGUCCGCAGGACUCCAACGUCGUUCCAGAGUAUCUGCGACCCGAAAAAGUAUACCGUCAGAGAGAAGUCGUUCAAGCAGAUCAAAGUUGCCAGUCCUGUGCAACCGAAGGAGCCGGCCGAGGAGUCCAGAGACGAGACCGACGCCGACGAUGAGGACGAGGACGAGGACGACAGUCCCGUCACGCCCAACCAGUCGGUCGAAAAGACGUUCAACAACCCGCUCGACUCGAUGCACACCGACACCGACGUUUCCAAGAACGUUUCCAACAUGUCCAAUCUCUCAAUGGGCUCGAUCCACCUCUCGGACGUGCUCAACGAGGGCGACGACUCGUUCCUGAAAGACCUGGAGGCGUGGGAGCCGCAGUCGCGCGUCGAGCCGGUGAUCACCAAGGCGUCGAACGUGGAGACUCUGUCCAACGUCUGGCGUCGCGGGACUCUCAGCAAGAAACCGGUCUCGUCGAAAACGGACGUCGAGUCGGUGAAAUUUCCGCACAUGUCGGCGGGCGAGGUGGAACAGUUCAUGAUCCUCAAGAAGAUGGCCAGCGACGAGUUCCAGAUCAAGGAGGCCAACAACAAGCUCACUCUCGAGAGCAACACCUUGCACCGGGAGCAGCACGUGACCGUGGGGGACGCCCGCAGCGACAUCACGGCGGACGACAAGGUUUCGACGAUUGUGCCGGACCUAUCGAUUGCGACGGGGCCAAUUGAGGAGCCGGCCAAGCCAGUCGAGCCAGUGGUGCCACCUACGGCGCACCGUUACGGCGACCUUGUUCCGGCUGCGCGGCGGGAGGUGAACAGAGCAGAGCCUGCCAGUUCGAUCCGCACUGCCUCGCAGCGGAUCAGCUCUGCGAUCUCGUCCUCCACCAAGGCUGAGGUGGAAAAGCCGCUGGUGCUCGGAGAAUACGGACGGUUCUUUUUGCGAGUGAUGGGGCUCCGGGAGCUCAAGUUACCGGAGAUUGCGCACCGCAACGCCAAAUUCCAGAUCGUGCUGGAUAAUUCGAUCCACCGGCUCACCACGGACUACUUCCCGAUCGAGAGUGCCGGGUUUGUGCCCGUCAACAAGGAAUUCGAGCUUGUGGUGGCAGACGCUCUGGAUAUUGUGAUGACCUUAAAAAUCAAGUACGAUAAGCCCAAGGCCCAGCUUGUGGAGGUCACCGAUAAGCGCAAGGUGAAGCCGAAGAACGUGUUUGCAAAGAUGCUCGGCUACAAGGACAUUGUGACGUCGACAAGGUACGUCACCAAACCGGCGGAGAAAGACCCCUUGGCGGAGCUUGUAGCCGCGGACGGCUCGUUUGCCAAGUUUUUCAUUUCUUUUGCCAAUUUCGAGCACCACGUCACGGGCGAGUCCAAGAUCUUUAAGCUGGACGGCAUGAACGAGUGGAGAAGCUCCAAUGAUAAGUCCAAACCCGCUGUUCCGUACAAAGUGUGUGCUGCCGACUUCAACAUGCUAUUUGUGCCGCGCACGAGCGAGUACGAGACGCUUCCGAUAAGCAUCAAGAACGCGUACGAUAUGGUGGCCGAGGUCCGCAACACGCUUAGCGAGACCAACGAAGGCUACAUGUACCAGGAAGGUGGCGACGUGGAGGUCUGGUCGCGGCGAUUCUUCAAGCUGCAGGGCUACGAUCUCUGUGCGCAUAAUGACACCACUUUCAAGCUCAAGGCGCGGAUCAACCUGAAACGGGUAGUUGAUGUUGAGUAUGUGGGCAAGGAAGAUACCGCGGGUAGCAAACGUGUUUACAGCGACCGGUUGCUUUUGAACAACUCGUUCAAGCUGCGGUUUGCCAACGGAGAGACGAUAUACUUUGGUUGCGACAGCAAGGAAGAAAAAACCCGUUGGGUGGAGCUUCUAGAAACUAUCGGCGCACAGAAUAGCUUCAUGCGCCAGCCGUGGGUGAAACUGAUGGCAAGCAAGGUCCAGUAA